GGUGUUGCAAUGGCAGAGUUUCUGGCAGGGCGUGGGGAGCCCUUGCUCAAUGACCUGCCUGCCCUGUUGCUCAGAGGACACAGCUGCCAGGAAAAGGUUGGCUCAUUUGGGGGGCUCCCCAAGGGAUCCCGGUGGCCCUGGCUUCUGACCUGGGCCUUCCCCUGAUGCAGGAAUAGGAGCAAGCUCUGGAGGUCUCCGGCCCCUCCCAAGGACCAUGCUGCAGCCUCACUGACCCAGGAGUAGGGGCCUGAGGGCAGGGCACCUGGAAUGGGCUGUGUGUUCUGCAAGAAGUCGGAGCCAGGGCCAAAGGAGGAUGUUGGCCUGGAAGGGGACUUUAGGGGCUACGGGGCCGCGGACCACUAUGGCCCUGACCCUACUCAGGGCCGGCCUGCGUCCUCCUUUGCCUGUAUCCCCAACUACAACAACUUCUCCCCUCAGCCCGCCAGCCCCGCCUUCCUUGAUGGGGGCACCAUCAGGGGCAUCUCAGGCACUGGGGUGACCCUGUUCAUCGCCCUGUAUGACUAUGAGGCCCGGACAGAGGAUGACCUCACUUUCACCAAGGGCGAGAAGUUACACAUCCUAAACAACAGUGAGGGUGACUGGUGGGAGGCUCGGUCCCUCAGCUCCGGACAAACUGGCUACAUUCCCAGCAACUACGUGGCCCCUGUGGACUCCAUCCAGGCUGAAGAGUGGUACUUUGGAAAGAUGGGGCGGAAGGAUGCGGAGAGGCAGCUGCUUUCCCCCGGCAAUCCCCGGGGGGCCUUUCUCAUUCGAGAAAGCGAGACCACCAAAGGCGCCUACUCCCUGUCCAUCCGAGAUUGGGAUGAGGCCAGAGGUGAUCACGUGAAGCAUUACAAGAUCCGCAAGCUGGACACGGGUGGCUACUACAUCACCACGCGGACCCAGUUCAACACUGUGCAGGAGCUGGUACAGCACUACAUUGAGGUGAACGACGGACUGUGCCACCUGCUCACGGCGGCCUGCACCACCAUGAAGCCGCAGACGCUGGGCCUGGCCAAGGAUGCCUGGGAGAUCAGCCGCAGCUCCAUCGCGCUGGAGCGCCGGCUGGGCACCGGCUGCUUCGGGGACGUGUGGCUGGGCACGUGGAACGGCAGCACGAAGGUGGCAGUGAAGACGCUGAAGCCGGGCACCAUGUCCCCGAAGGCCUUCCUGGCGGAGGCGCAGAUCAUGAAGCUGCUGCGGCACGACAAGCUGGUGCAGCUGUACGCAGUGGUGUCGGAGGAGCCCAUCUACAUCGUGACGGAGUUCAUGUGCCACGGUAGCUUGCUGGAGUUCCUCAAGAACCGGCAGGGCCAGGAUUUGAAGCUGCCCCAGUUGGUGGACAUGGCAGCCCAGGUAGCUGAGGGCAUGGCCUACAUGGAACGCAUGAACUACAUCCACCGCGACCUGAGGGCAGCCAACAUCCUCGUAGGGGAGCGGCUGGUGUGCAAGAUUGCUGACUUUGGACUGGCCCGCCUCAUUAAGGAUGAUGAGUACAAUCCCCAGCAAGGGACCAAGUUUCCCAUCAAGUGGACAGCCCCAGAGGCUGCCCUCUUUGGCAGAUUUACCGUCAAGUCAGAUGUGUGGUCCUUUGGGAUCCUGCUCACUGAACUCAUCAGCAAGGGCCGAGUCCCCUACCCAGGCAUGAAUAACCGGGAAGUGUUGGAACACGUGGAGCAUGGCUACCACAUGCCGUGCCCCCCAGGCUGCCCAGCAUCCCUGUACGAGGCCAUGGAGCAGACUUGGCGUUUGGACCCGGAGGAGAGGCCUACCUUCGAGUACCUGCAGUCCUUCCUGGAGGACUACUUCACCUCCACAGAACCCCAGUACCAGCCUGGGGAUCAGACAUAGCCCAUUUGGGCAUCAACCACCUCUCUGGGGGUGCCCACCAGCCCCUUCCAAUCCACAGGGCCCUGGUCCCAAGCCCCUCACUUAGAACCCUAGAGAGUCCUAGCAUGUCAGAGCAAGCAGGUUGCCCUGACACCAUCUAGGGCAACUCACUCAUUUUAAAGAUGGGGCAAAUCAAGGCUCAGAGAUCAUCCCUCACGCGCUCUGGCCCCAAGCACUAUUUCUCCCCUUCCCACCUAGGCCCUACAUGCCUCUAGGCUCCCUGUUCCUCCCCCCAACCCCCAAAAGAGAAAUGCUCAGACCUUGUCUAGUUAUUUAUAAAACUGUAUAUCCUUUCCCUCACUUAUCUCCUAUCCCUGCUUUCCGACCCUGUCAUCCCACCCUGGUCCAGGCCCCCAGAAUUCACCUCCUACUCAGAAUUCACCUCCUACUCAGUUCCCUCAUAUCUGUAAGUUACAAAGACAGGGAAAGUCUCUGCUGGAUGCCUUUCCUGCUGGGUGGACGCUGUAGUCCAGGACUGGGGUCCAAGCCCAGGGUGAGGGAGAGGGUUGCUGAGAGCUCCCACCCUCUCAAAUCGUGUGUGUGUUUAUGGAUUUUGUGAAUAAGAAAAAUGACAAUAUGAAUUCUCGAGCCAUGAAAA
Messenger RNA from Ceratotherium simum simum (southern white rhinoceros), 2488 nucleotides. It is a transcript of the gene FGR, whose product is annotated as FGR proto-oncogene, Src family tyrosine kinase. Gene Ontology annotation, molecular function: protein binding; protein tyrosine kinase activity; ATP binding. The record is from RefSeq and is a predicted model, not a curated record. Gene Ontology annotation, biological process: protein phosphorylation. NCBI's taxonomy places the organism in Eukaryota, Metazoa, Chordata, Mammalia, Perissodactyla, Rhinocerotidae.